Penicillium bovifimosum is the source of this 720-nucleotide messenger RNA. RefSeq lists its product as uncharacterized. The record is from RefSeq and is a predicted model, not a curated record. Bases 1 to 720 code for a protein of 239 amino acids. NCBI's taxonomy places the organism in Eukaryota, Fungi, Ascomycota, Eurotiomycetes, Eurotiales, Aspergillaceae. The transcript has 2 exons.
AUGCGCGUCGGCAAUAAGUUCAAGCUACUGGGUCUGGCCUUGACCUGUCGGCAGAUAUACCACGAAUCAAUCCCCCUCGUCUACACCCUCCCAACCCUCGAAUUCAGCAACCCGUGGACCCUGCCCUACCUCCUCCCAACAAUCCCCCCAGAAACCCACGCCCAAAUUCGCAAAGUCGAGCUCCGCUGGUCUUUCCCCGGCCACUGGCUCCCAAGCAAAGACUCCGUGCGCGCGGUAUACGUAUCAGCCGGCCGGGCGCAGUGGACAGAGACGUGUCUGGCCCUCUCGCAGCUGUCGUCUCUGCGCUCGUUCGUGUUAGUGCUAGAGAGUAACUGGUUCUGCGAGCCGGUUGAGAGAUUGGUUGGGUUUUUGGAGCCGUUGAGGGGGAUUGUUGUGAGAUCGGUUGGGCGGAGCUGGAAGCGGGAGGAAAUCGAUGCUGGGGUGGAUGGGAGUGAAUAUCGGGGUCAUGAUUCAGGGUCCGAUGGCUCGACUGGUAGGCUUAGUUUUAGUUCCGAUGAGGAGUCUUGCGGGAGCUUGGGGUCUUCGCUUUCUACUGUUGGGGGUUCUUGUACGAAGUCGAGAUUCGCCGGGGCUCUGUCUCGGUGUGUUGGUAAGUGGGAGCUGAGGCUACAGGGACAGUCGUAUUAUCGAAAUGAAUUGGACUGGGUGGCGGAUGAUCUUCGGCGGAGAGGGAUAGAGUGUUGGAUAUCAGCGGUGUGA